AUGUCUCUUUCAUCUGUCGCUUCCUUGCCCCCUCUGCUCAUUUCACCAGCACAGCUUGCAUCGCUCGUGUCAUCUAAGAAGGCGCUGCGUAUCCUCGAUGCAACCUGGUUCCUCAACAUGCCGGGCCAGCCAGCUCGUGACGGCCACAAGGAGUUCUUGCAGGGCCCACGUCUGCCCGGUGCGCUGUUCUGGGACAUUGACAACAUCGUCACUCGCGGCGAAUCCGUUAUGAACCUGCCAAACAUGAUGCCGAGCACUUCGAUGUUUGCCGACGCAGCAGGAAAGCAUGGCAUUACGCGCGACACCCACGUCGUGGUUUACGAUCGCCAGGGUAUCUUUUCGUCGCCCCGCGCUGCGUUCACAUUCGCGGCAUUUGGCCACAAGACCAUUUCCGUGCUGGAUGGUGGUCUUCCUGCUUGGAUUGCGGCCGGCCAGGACAUCGACGCCCAAGCCCUUACAGCCGAUCCGUCCGUCGAAGAGACGAAGUACGAGCAGCCAAGCUUGCUGAACGGCUGGAUCCGCUCGUUCGAGGAAAUGCUACACAACACCACACUGGGCUCACGUGCUCAGCUCGUGUUGGAUGCCCGGCCCAAGCCACGCUUUGAGGGUAAGUCGCCUGAGCCUCGUCCUGACAUGGCAGCUGGUCACAUUCCUCACUCGUUCUCCCUGCCGCAGUCGUCGCUCCUUGACACACAGACCAGCGGCGAUUCGACCUACACGACGCUCAAGUCGCAGCAGGAUUUGUGGAAGGUCAUUACCGGUGUGGUGGGCGAAGAUGGUAUUGAGAAGCUGCGUCACGAUGCCUCGUCGCAAGGCUCGUUGGGCGUCUCGCUCACGUGUGGUAGUGGUAUGACGGCUGCCACGAUCUGGCUUGCGCUGCAGCAGCUCGGUAUCAAUGGCGCUAUCUACGACGAGAGCUGGAGUGGUUGGGGCCGCCGUGCACAGAACGGUGAGGCGCCUGUGGAGAAGUCGGAGUAA
Malassezia pachydermatis is the source of this 978-nucleotide messenger RNA. RefSeq lists its product as hypothetical. Lineage: Eukaryota; Fungi; Basidiomycota; Malasseziomycetes; Malasseziales; Malasseziaceae. Gene Ontology annotation, biological process: transsulfuration. The record is from RefSeq and is a predicted model, not a curated record. Gene Ontology annotation, cellular component: mitochondrion. Gene Ontology annotation, molecular function: thiosulfate-cyanide sulfurtransferase activity. The transcript has a single exon. Bases 1 to 978 code for a protein of 325 amino acids.